Leguminivora glycinivorella is the source of this 4543-nucleotide messenger RNA. RefSeq names its product trifunctional purine biosynthetic protein adenosine-3 (gene Gart). Gene Ontology annotation, biological process: 'de novo' IMP biosynthetic process; adenine biosynthetic process. Gene Ontology annotation, molecular function: ATP binding; metal ion binding; phosphoribosylamine-glycine ligase activity. Gene Ontology annotation, cellular component: cytosol. The record is from RefSeq and is a predicted model, not a curated record. Bases 241 to 4347 code for a protein of 1368 amino acids. The transcript has 24 exons. NCBI's taxonomy places the organism in Eukaryota, Metazoa, Arthropoda, Insecta, Lepidoptera, Tortricidae.
CAAACGUCAUUCGAAAGUUUACGCGUGUGGAAGACGGCUGGGCCUUGUAAAUAAAUGAAGAAAUCGUAAUUAAAUUACAAUUCAUUUAUUUUACUUACGAUCUAACGACGCUACAUUUUGGUCUUUAGUUAAACGUUUACUGUUUUAACCAUAUUGUAGCGUAUAACAUCGAAAUAAUUAGACACGUGAUUGUUCAGUAUAAACAAGUGGUCGUAAUUUAUUGUGACCGCCGAAUUUAAAAUGGUUGAUCAGAAAAAUGUACUAGUGAUCGGUAGCGGAGGCCGCGAGCACGCCUUGUGUUGGAAGUUGGCGGAUUCGCCGUUCGUUCGUCAAAUUUACUGCGCGCCGGGUAGUGUCGGAAUUUCGACAACAAACAAAGUUGAAUCCGUCGAUCUCGACAUCAAGAAUUUUCAGGUGCUAGCACAAUGGUGCAAAGACCACAACAUCGAUUUAGUCCUAGUCGGUCCAGAGGACCCACUAGCCAACGGCAUAGUAGACGGACUUACCUCGCACGGCGUCAAGGUGUUCGGACCUACGAAGGCCGGAGCCCAGAUUGAGGCCAACAAGGACUGGUCUAAGGCCUUCAUGGCGCGUCAUCAGAUACCCACUGCGCGGUAUAAGUCGUUCACUGAUGCUGCUGCUGCUAAGGCGUUUAUUAAUAGCGCCAACUACCCAGCCUUAGUAGUAAAGGCCGCUGGCCUAGCAGCCGGCAAGGGUGUCGUGGUCGCCGCGACCAAAGAAGAGGCCUGCCAAGCUGUGGACGACAUCCUCACUGACGCCAAGUAUGGUGCCGCCGGGGAGACUGUUGUCAUUGAAGAGUUGCUUGAAGGAGAAGAGGUUUCGGUCCUUGCCUUCACCGAUGGCGAGACUGUUUCCAUGAUGCCCCCUGCGCAAGACCACAAGCGCCUCGGAGACGGUGACACAGGCCCCAACACCGGUGGAAUGGGCGCCUAUUGCCCCUGCCCUCUCAUCACACCGGAUCAGCUGUUGGAUGUAAAGGAUCAAGUGUUGCAAAGAGCUGUCGAUGGAUUGAAGUCUGAAGGCAUCAAAUAUGUUGGUGUUCUGUACGCUGGCAUGAUGAUAACUAAGUCUGGCCCCAUGACACUGGAGUUCAACUGCCGCUUCGGAGACCCGGAGACACAGAUCCUGAUGACGCUUAUGGAGACAGACCUAUACACCGUCUUGAAGGCUUGCGUGGACGGCACUUUGAAACAACUACAAGUCACAUGGAACACCAAACUGUCUUCGGUCGGCGUCGUCAUAGCAUCAAAAGGAUACCCAGAGACUUCCACCAAAGGAUGCGUCAUCAGUGGUCUCUCCCAAGUCCAAUCGAACCCUGGCGUAGUCGUUUUCCACAGCGGCGUAGCCCGCGGCGCUAACGGCACCCUAGUUACCGCCGGUGGCCGAGUCUUGCUCAUUUGUGCUCGAGCGGCUUCGCUCCGUGCUGCGGCUGCGGCGGCUGCUGCUGCCGCGGCCGCUGUAGACUUCCCUGGCAAGCAGUACAGGAAGGACAUCGCGCACAAGGCCUUCUCCAAAAUCAACGGCCUCUCCUACCUCCAAGCCGGUGUCGACAUCGACGCCGCAGCGUUGCUUGUACGCAAAAUCGAGCCCCUAGCCACCGGCACACAUCGCCGUGGCGUCCUAGGCCGUUUGGGGUGCUUCAGUGGCCUGUUCCAACUUGCAGCCAUGGACCCGCUGCUGAAAGACCCCGUAUUGGUUCAGGGGACCGAUGGAGUUGGAACUAAACUUAAGAUAGCGGAAACCAUGAAGAAAUACGACACGAUCGGUCAAGACCUGGUCGCUAUGUGUGUGAACGACAUCCUCUGCGCCGGAGCGGAACCUUUCGCGUUCUUAGACUACAUGGCCUGUGGGAGGUUACAGGUUGAUGUGGCGACAACCAUUGUCAGCGGCAUCGCUGAUGCCUGUAUACAAUCUGGCUGUGCACUGCUGGGUGGUGAAACCGCUGAAAUGCCCACAAUGUACGACAUCGGCAAAUACGACCUCGCUGGUUUCGCAGUGGGAGUGGUCGACAACCACAAACAACUGCCGCGCACUAGAGAGAUCAGAGCUGGCGAUGUUGUCCUCGCGUUAGCCUCUACUGGUGUCCAUAGCAACGGGUACAGCUUGGUACAGAAGAUCAUGUUGGAGACUGGACACAGCUACUUCGAGAAGGCCCCAUUCAGCACCACCAACAAAACCUUUGGCGAGGAGUUCCUCGAACCAACCGGUUUAUACGUGACCGCGCUCCUCCCGGCCGUCAAGAAAGGCUCCAUUAAAGCCAUGGCACAUAUUACUGGGGGAGGCCUGCUGGAGAAUAUACCGAGGGUGUUGCCGGCUGGAGUCAAAGUUGUGCUGGAUGCGCUGAAGUUCAAGAUCAAACCUAUCUUCGGAUGGCUGCAGGCUAAGGGUGGUGUUUCUGACUUCGAAAUGCUUCGCACUUUCAACUGCGGAGUGGGUAUGGCGGUGAUCGUAGACCCUGUGUGCCUUAAUGAGGUGCUAGCGUCGGUUCCUGAGAUCCAAAUCGUCGGUACCGUACAGGACUUGGGCAAGGAAGGCGGUCACCAGGUGGUCGUGGAAAACUUCAAGGAAGCUAUGGCGCCCCUCACUGCGCCGUUCGGAGGAGCGCAGAGCCAGAGCUUCAAAUCUCUUUCGUACAAGGACAGUGGCGUCGAUAUCGAGGCGGGAGACUCUCUCGUGUCGCUCAUCAAGCCCCUUGCUAGGUCCACAUCACGUUCCGGCGUGUUGGGUGGCCUCGGUGGUUUCGGAGGAUGCUUCCAACUGAAAGCCAUCGAACAAGAAUACAAGGACCCAGUCCUAGUCCUUGCCUCAGACGGCGUGGGUACCAAACUCCAAAUCGCCCAGAAGAUCAACCAGCACAACACCAUCGGGGUCGACCUCGUGGCCAUGUGUGUCAACGACAUUCUCUGCAACGGCGCCAGUCCGUUAACCUUCCUGGAUUAUUUCGCUUGUGGAAGACUAGAUGUCACUGUGGCUAGGGCUGUGGUUUCUGGAGUAGCUGAGGGAUGUAGGCAGGCACAGGCUGCGCUUAUAGGCGGAGAAACCGCAGAGAUGCCUGGAAUGUACGAUCAGGGCGUAUACGACAUCGCGGGAUUUGCGCUCGGCGUUGUUGAGAGGAGCCACAUCCUGCCCAAAAUACAGGAGAUCACGGUUGGCGACACAAUUAUCGGUCUGCCCUCAAACGGAGUUCACAGCAACGGCUUCAGUUUGAUCCACAAACUUGUCAAGAAGGCCGGUCUGACACUCAACGACAAGGCGCCUUUCAGUAAGGAAGGAUUAACUUUAGGCGAAGAGCUAAUCAAACCAACCCGCAUCUACGUCCGCGCAGUACUCCCAGCCCUACGAAGAGGUAUAGUAAAGGCCGCAGCACACAUCACAGGCGGAGGUCUCCUGGACAAUAUCCCCCGCGUCACACCAGAGUGGGUGCGCGCCCGCCUUAACGCACACUGGUGGAAUGUGCACCCUGUGUUCGCUUGGAUCGCGGACGCAGGUUCAGUCUCCGAUGAAGAAAUGGUACGGACCUUCAACUGCGGUAUCGGUAUGGUGCUCAUCGUGUCCCCUGAUGACCAGGCUGAGGUGAUGAACAUCACCCGGGCGUACGGAGCCAUGGUUAUCGGGAGCAUCCAAGCGCGGCCCGCGGGCGGCGCGCGCGUCAUCGUCGACAACUUCGCCUCCGCGCUCGACUUCACCCGGCGAAUGCCCACUCUGCCCAGCAAGAAGGUAGCAGUACUAGUGUCAGGCAACGGCAGCAACCUGCAAGCCUUACUGGACACGUCCCGCGACCCCGCGCAGUGCCUGUGCUCGGACAUCGCGCUCGUCAUCAGCAACAAGCCGGACGCCUUCGCUCUCAAGCGGGCCGAGAAGGCUGGCGUGCCUACUUUGGUAUUCAAACACAAAGACUACAAGAGCCGCGAAGAGUUCGACCGCGCCAUCAGCGCGGCGUUAGAGGCGCACAAAAUCGACAUCGUCUGCCUUGCCGGCUACAUGAGGAUACUGUCCAGCGAAUUUGUCAAAAAAUGGAAAGGCAAACUGGUCAACAUUCAUCCCUCACUGUUACCCCUACACCCCGGCCUGGAGGCGCAGAAACAGUGUCUUGAGGCUGGCGACCGGGAGAGCGGCUGCACGAUACACUUCGUCGACGAGGGCAUGGACACAGGCCCAAUCAUCCUCCAAGAGCGUGUACCGGUCCUCAAGGACGACACAGUCGAGACCCUCACGGAGCGCAUCCACAUGGCAGAGCACCGCGCCUUCCCGCAAGCCCUCCGCCUACUCGCCACAGGGCGAGUCCGGCUCAGCCAGCAGGGAAACAUCAUGUGGUACUCUGUUUAGAUGUGUAAUCUGUGACCGAGCUAAUCAAUAAUAUUUUGUCUAUGAAACAAGUGAUUUUGUGAGCGCGCAGAUGUUUUAUGCGAUAGACACAUGGGAUCAAUGAAAUGUAGGGGAAAGUAUAUAAUGCUAAGGAUAAUAGCAUUUUCAUCUUUUUAAAUAUGUAUUUCGUGAUCGUUGUCGCUUAAAACGCAUAAAA